Molecule: messenger RNA, 3246 nt
Organism: Trypanosoma cruzi
Lineage: Eukaryota; Euglenozoa; Kinetoplastea; Trypanosomatida; Trypanosomatidae
Exons: 1
Coding region: 1-3246 (1081 amino acids)
Source: RefSeq, a predicted model, not a curated record
AUGCCGUCAAAUCCAGCAAGAGACGUGAAGAAUAAUAUUUCUUUUGUUCCAUUAGUUUCUAAAGGAGGGGGCACAGCGUAUAGUGAGCCACACCCAUCCAACGGGAAUGAGCCUUUUCUCUGCAGUCUUUCGGGUGCUUGCAGGACGCGACCGACGUCCCCCUUGCCUGGGGCUGUCGUUGGCCGUCAAACCGAGCCCUCCAACUCGUCCCAUGAUUUAGGCACGGAGGACUGCGAAGAAAAAAAAAAUGCCUGCAGUUCCACGGCAUGGCAGUGUGAACAUUCAGAGUCCGGACUCCCAUGUCAUGCGGUGGAUGGGGAGGGAGAGGAGAUCAACGGGAGUCGUGAUGCUCGCGGGCAUAAAGCGAAUGAAGGGAAACUUUCAAAGGAUGAGAAACGGACGAUGCCUCAACGGGACACUUGUGAGACUUCCCCCACAUCUUCUGUGAGUGGACGGCGUGGGACCAGCCCGCUUCUUUCUUUAGCAGGAAAACCCGCAGGUGGUGAACCCGUGAGGCGAAUUCCGCUCCAAGGGCGAUCCAACACUCCAAUUUCUUUAGAUGAGAAAGUUAUCCCCACUCUGUCGCCGUUAUUUGACCGUCUGCCCCCCGCCGUUUCCAUGCCAAGUCCGCAUCACUGGAGUGUUUUCUAUCCGGAUGGUAUUGACAGUCAGCCGCCUCUUUUGCUGCAUUACUUGUCGCUCGGUGGUUGGCGAACGGUGGCGGGCGGAUGGGAUUACUUCAGUCACCGUCGCCUCCAGGAUGGCGAAGUCAUUGGGCAUGACGUGCGUUGGCUUCACAGUGCUCGGCCACGGGAUCGUUUCGUCUUUCUUAUUAGUCCUGUUGAGCCAAAGGCGGACGACGAAUCAGUGGGUCGAUGGCAUAAAUUUCGUGAUCAAAUAUACGGCCCGCCGCCGUGUUUUGCGUACAGGAAGGGCAAACUGUUCAAGAGGCCGCCUUUCGGUCCUUCAGAGAGUGUCUUGCCGAAAUUGGGAGAAAGCGCCUCAGUCUUGGGGCCGGUUUCAAACAGUUAUGAAUUCUCCACCUCUGCCACAGAGUCCUUUUCGUUCAACGCGGAGGGCGGGAAGCAUCGUCCUUGCAAGCCACAUAUUGGACGCGGUGAGAAGCGGGACCACAGACUGGGGGCCACCAUGAAUACUCAUAGCACCCAUAAUAGUACCGCUGGUGUUUGUGGGAAGGCAACAGCAGUAGGGGUGGAAGUCAUUGAGGUAAGACAUGAGGAUAUCACUGCAACAGACUACAGUCCACGUUUAUCAUCUAGUAGGUUUGCCAUCGAGUCCAAGGCUGUGUAUGCGUAUUACUUUUCCACAUUGGAAGGUGCACUUACGUACUACGACUGCCUGGAUGACCUUCGCCUGAUGGAGGAACAAACGCUUCGAGGGGUAACCAACAGAAUGCCGUGCCGCCCGAAGCGAGAUCCGUACAAACCAAGCCAAAGCCUUGGUUCUGCUACCAUUGAAAAUGGGUACAAGGGGGAUGGUUUGGCGCCAGCAACAACAAUGAACACGACACCACGGAUGGGUGUGGUGGGCAUGGGCAAAGAGACACCACUACCGUCCCGCAAAGAAAUGACGACAGAAUUACUUGAUCUCACAAUUACGGACAGAAAUGAUGUAAGUUUAGGUGAGCAAACGGAGCUGCUUCCUCUUUGGAAUGAGGGCCAAACAUCGCUCUCCAGCUUACCGGAAUCUCCGAACUUGUCUAGAAACACGCGACAAGUCAAGCAACGGCAUCAAUACGAUCGAUCCAUCCAGCAUUUAAUUCCGGUAAACACUGCAGCCGAGUGUGCAUAUGGACCUCAUGGUGAACUGCACCAUCCCAGCUACCGAGAUGUGAUGACCCCUUUCUCCACACAAAGAUCCCCAUCUCGGGAUCACGCCAUUGCUAGUGAGCCGAGCAUCCGUCCCCGUCUGUUGCCCACACUUACCACGGCACACUUUGAUACAAUUAUAACUGUAUACUCAGAGGACCCAAACUUCAAUGCUGUACUGCGAGAAGUUCUGAUGCCUGAGCCAGGAACACAUCCUUAUACCGUUUCUCUUAAAGAACAGCGCCGCAUGCUUUCCAUGUACGAAACAGGGAUGCCAGCGUGGACGAUCUUUCUUGCCUCUACUGGUUUGCCGUACCGCCGUGUAUUCCGUUUGAUUUUUGUAGGGCUUGUGAACAUUUGGCCUCUUAUCUCUCUCUUUGUGGGGUUGUACGAUCUUUACAAGCAUUUGCCACGGAUGAAGACUUUUGUAGCCACCACAUUGGCACCGUUACUGGAGUGGAUUGAGGAACAUGUUACUUUCCGUCUCUCCAUGUUGACAACUUAUAUCAUAUCUGUUGGCGUGACGGUAGCUGCUUCCUUCACGAGCUUUUUUUCGCAAUUUUACUUACUGGAAUUAUUUAUAUCUCCACUACGCAUUCUUGGGAGAUUGCUGCAAACGCCCUUUUCUCUUGUGUUUGAGUUGUUGUGGUCCAUCAUGUUCAUUAUCGGUUCCUUUUUACGGCUUCUUCUUGUGACGCUGAAAAUGAUUUUCGCAGGCCCAUUUCUUCUGGUCACACAUCUUUCCUCAUGGGAGUUUAGCAGCACGCCCGUUCUCCCCGCCGCAGUGGAGGGGACAUCGCUGACCAUGAAGUGGUGGAGGGCCUGGCAGGAAUUUUGGGUAACAGUGGCGUCACCGGUGAAAAACUUGGCAAAAGCGUGGUACGACAGUGUAGUGCACGUCGCCGUGAGCGCGGCCCGGCGGGAGGCUUCUAUUCGCCGUUGGUACACGCCGAGGCUCCGGUACUGCGUUGCCCUUGUGGCGAAGGUGCGUGAGAUAUGUGCGGUGAAUCUCGCCAUUUUUUGGCAGCUGUGUGGACCAGGGUGGGGUCUGUGGCUUUUGUACAGCGUUCUUUUCACUUGUACUGCGUACCUGCUGAUUACCGGCGAGAGGGGUGGUCUGCUUGACCCGCACGCCAUGUUUGGCGUUAUACCUUCUGUCGUGAACGGGGAGGGCGGUGGUGAGGGGUUUAUUGGGGCUUCCGCGUCGGCGGCAGCAGCGACGGAGAGCGAGGGGUUACUGAAGGAGCGUCCCUCUGAGUUCCCAGGGACGGCAACCACGCCAAUGGUCAGAAGCAGCCAGGCUCCAUUAUUCAGGAGGCAUGAACAGGAAAUUGAAGACAAUAACGGCAAUGGCUUUGAUGCAUUGUUUUUUGCGUGGGAGACACUUAUUGCUGUGUGGGUUCAAUUACCGUGGUAA